Messenger RNA from Closterium sp. NIES-67, 3281 nucleotides. NCBI's taxonomy places the organism in Eukaryota, Viridiplantae, Streptophyta, Zygnematophyceae, Desmidiales, Closteriaceae. The record is from the annotation of a GenBank genome assembly.
ACCACACCAUCCCACCACCACUGUGCUGUGACUUCAUGAACUCUAUCUCUUCUUCCCUCACCACACCUUUUCAGCAUUUUACACAGCGAACAUUACUGGAGCAAGAAACUCGUUUCCGAGACAGUCGAGCAACUGUAAUCGCACCACGCCGUUAUGGACGGAAGCGUGAUCCACGAGCCCUUUCCUUCCUUCUUCCUUCUAGGCUCCACCCCCUCCUCGUCCCACAGCUACUAUACCUCUUUCUCCCGCUCCGCCGAUUUCGCUGAUCACAGAAUGUUACCAUGGACUGGCGGCAUGUCCGCCAAUGUCCACUUCCAAUUGCCUACCACCUACUGCACGUCCAUUGGACCUCUGAAGCCCGUCAGCACCGCUCCUCCCGCUCCUGCAUUCCCUUAUCGCACGCACCGAUUCCCUGCUUCACACUCUGCCCAGGGUCUCCACUGGAAAAGGCAAUCCCGGGGUAGGGAGCGGCCUAUACGCAGUCGUAGCAAGGGAAUUCGAGGGUAUCGCAUACCAGAACGAAAAUUCCCUCGUCCGGGUGCUUCGGAUGGCAGCUCCGGGGCUCCAUGGUGGCGCGACGCCUCUCCUUCGUCCCAGCAGCAGCAGCAGCAGCGGCAGCGAUACCCCCGCGCUAGCGUAUCGUCCCCCGCGCCUCUGAUGCCGCGCUCGCCCCGCAACACGUCGUCCUUCAUCAUCCGCCAGCACGAGUCCCUCAGUUCGCCCGCCGUGUAUGCUGCUACCUCUCCCGUUAUGAUGCUCGGCCGCCAAGAUGCCGUCGCCGCUGCAUUCGCUGGAGACUCGGCGGCAUCUCCUGCUGGAGCAGCAGCCAUCGCCGCGGCAGCCGCUACAGCGGCAGCAGGAGCAUGUGCGACCGGCGUCGUUCCCUGCGACAACGGCGACCUCUGCGACCUCGGCAACGGAAACAGUGACGAUCUGUCAGGCUUAGCGGCGGAAAUGGCGGAUAUGGCGGACAUGGCUCCACUGCUGAGCGUCAACCCCUACGGCUCCAUGAGCGGUUGCAUUCGCCUCAAGACUCCCGAGCCCUUGCCGUACGAUGCCGACGAGAGAAGCGAGGGCAACGGCGAAGGCACGCGCAUUCUCCCCCGCGGCGAGCCCGUUGUUCUGCGCGCCGAGUGCUCCGAAGGUGCUUCCUGCAGCGAGGACGCUCCCCAGGGGCGAGCUGCACACACGGAGGAGCGCGUAGCCGUCGCCGGCUUCGACGUGCGAUUCUUCGAGGUCGUCUGCGACAUGCUCGUCGUCGCGCCUGCGUGCGACGCCGACGUGCCCAGCCGUGAUGCUGUCGCCUGCAACGCCGCCGCCGCCGCCGGUACCGCCGCCUGUGAUGGCACCGCUGCUGCUGCCGCCGGUGCUGCUGAUGGGAGCGAUUCAAUCUUACGCGCGCGUAUCGACGAGCAGGAGGCGCAGAUGGCGCAGCUGGAGGAAGAAAACCACUCCCUGCGAGACCGACUGGAGAUGCGACAGGAGGAGCUGCGUCGCCUUCGCAUGCGAUUGCUGUCGCACAACAGCGAGGCCAUCGAGAUGGAGGGCGAGACCAACGGCACUCAACGCGACGACGAACGAGCCUCCGCUUCUACCGCCGCCGCCGCCGCCGUUGCUACUGCCGCCGCUGCAUCCCCCCGCCGUUCCGCGUCUCCUUAUUCCGCCAAAGCCCCUGUGGGAGCCGCCGCUGGGGAGUGCGACGACGGCUACAUGUCUUCUUCCUGAAGGCGCCCGCCCAAAGUCCCUCACUUCUGUGCUGUAACAGUCCGCCCUGGCUUCCUGUCCCUGGAUCCUGCAGCCGCACCUGUUCCUAGCUCCUGAAAGCCGGGGCGGCGUUGUUCUUAGGCCGCGGAUUCACGGACGAUCGUCGGCAGAAGCAGGCUCGGGCGCAUGGUGCUUGACUUGCUUAGUAUUUUUUUCCCCGGCUCUUUUUCACCGGGGUCGGCGCCAUCGUCAUCUUGUCCCUUCUGUCCUUCGUUCCGAAGGCCUCGGCGGACGGCAGCUGCCUCUCGUCGCCUCGUGCCCCGUCCGACUCGUGGUGCAUCCGCCGUCGUCAACCGCCUCGUUUACCCGCCUUGGCGAGCGCCUGCAGCAGGGGAAGAGCUUGUGCUUCUCGAAACACGAGCGCGGUGGCUCAGCGCGGCGCAAAGAUUGGUCUGCUCUGUCUGCUAAGCCGCCUUCACCCGCUACCCGCGUCUCUCUCUGCGCUGAAGUCCCGGAAAUUGGCCUUGGGCUUUUCGUUCGACCUCACACCUCCCUUAACCUGAAUCUGCGACUCCCUCCCGCCAUGCAUCCUACGCCCUUCCCCUCCGCCGUUCUCCCCCCUCCGCCCGCCUGCCUUCGCGCCAUUCCUCCUUUGCGCCAAUCUUCACUCCUGCAACGUGAGCCGCUCCAGGUCACCGUGCUCCUCGGCGUCGCCUCUCUCCUGCCCUCGCCCAUGCCCAUCUCCGGUACCUAACGCCUUCCCUAUUACCCGUGACCAUUCCCAAUCGGCCUGAUGCUCCCAGCGAUUCCGUUGCUGCUGCUGCCGUCACUUUUGUCGUGCAACUUGUGCGACCAGAACUGCUUGGCCGAAAGGGUUUCCAGCUGCAGCAUCGCUGUUUCAGCCAGACACCUUAUCCUGAAGGCCGAUUCAUCGCGUUGAUCCGGAAAAGGGCCGAUGGACUUGUGGACGCAGAUUCCAAGAUCUGAAGGUAGUCACAUCAUAGCUCUCCUGCUGUAGUAAGUUUAUCUGGAUGCAGCAGUCUCCAGGGGACCUCGUGUGCCAGGUGUCAACCUGCAGCAUGCAUCUUGGAGCGGCCCAGGUUCUACUUAUGCGCGCGCCCUGCUUCUGCUCACGUCCUUCCCUCGUGCCAUUUCUAGCCUUUCCACUCCAUAUGCCAAGUAGCUGAUUCCUCUCAUAGGCCUCCUCAGCAUCUAUCUAGGGUCCUCCCUCCUCCCUCCUCCCUCCUGCCAGAUGAUGCACUCGUGCAUCCAACACACUCCUGUACAUACAUCCCCACGCCCUGUCCUCCAAGCUGCUCCUCAAUUCCAGUUGCUGGUUAGUACAGGGUAGCCGCCCUAAGGGCUGGUUACAGGCCCAGCCAUACUCCAGUGCCGUUGCCAACCAAAUGGAUAAGGAGUUGACCAGACAGCAGUCAGCGAAAGGCUGUGCUGGUGGUUGCUGUUCCCAAGCAAUGCUCCCUGUAGCAUUUGUACAUCCUUGUCCUGUAGGAAAGCUUCAGGUGAUGUCCACCCUGUAUAUAAGCUCCUGAAUCUUUAUCAUGUUAUUGGAGGCCUAU